Pezoporus flaviventris is the source of this 2786-nucleotide messenger RNA. RefSeq names its product tigger transposable element derived 5 (gene TIGD5). The transcript has a single exon. The record is from RefSeq and is a predicted model, not a curated record. Bases 13 to 1689 code for a protein of 558 amino acids. Gene Ontology annotation, cellular component: nucleus. NCBI's taxonomy places the organism in Eukaryota, Metazoa, Chordata, Aves, Psittaciformes, Psittacidae. Gene Ontology annotation, molecular function: DNA binding.
GUGACGGUGAAGAUGUCGCUGCGCCGCGCUUACUCCAUCAAGGACAAGCUGCAGGCCAUCGAGAGGGUGAAGAAGGGCGAGCGGCAGGCGUCGGUGUGCCGCGCCUUCGGGGUGCCGGGCGGCACGCUCCGGGGGUGGCUGAAGGACGAGGCGAAGCUGCGGUGGUUCCUGGAGCAGCUCGGCGGGGACGUGGGCACCCAGCGCAAGAAGAUGCGGUUGGCCAACGAGGAGGAGAUCGACCGCGCUGUCUACGCUUGGUUCCUGGCUCUCCGGCAGCACGGGGUGCCCCUCUCCGGGCCUCUCAUCCAGGCUCAAGCUGAAGCCUUCGCCCGGCAGAUCUACGGGCCGGAAUGUACCUUCAAAGCCAGCCACGGGUGGUUCUGGCGCUGGCAGAAGCGCCACGGCAUCUCCAGCCAACGCAUCUACGGGGAGGGUGGGCUCCCCGCCGAGCCCGAGCGGGCUCCGGCUGCUUGCCCUGAAUCCCUGCCCAUCCCGGCUUCCGACGCCGCAGGGUACGGGGAUGAGCAGAUCUACAACGCCAACGUCACCAGGCUCUACUGGAAGCUGCUGCCGGGGCAGACGGGUGAGCUUAGGGCUCGGCGACGAGCGGCUCCCCGCGAGCGUGUCACCGUGCUGCUGGCGGCCAACUUGACCGGCGCCCAUAAGCUCAAGCCGCUGGUGGUUGGGAGCCACCGUAACCCCCCCAGUCUCCGGCAUCACAACCAGGAGAAAUUCCCUGCUUGUUACCGCUACGGCCCCGAAGCCAGGCUGGGACCGGCGCUGCUCCGCGCUUGGUUCUUCGAGGACUUCGUGCCGGGUGUCAAACGCUACCUGCGCCGGAGCUGCCUGCAGCAGAAGGCUGUGCUGCUGCUCAGCUCCACCUCACCCUCCUCUAGGACAGACCCUGAGGAAUCACCCCCGUUGCAGACACCCGACGGCUCCAUCCGUGCUCUUUUCCUCUCCAAAGGUCCUGCUGGGAGCAGCUCAGCCGGAGCGGGAGGCCGUAUCCCGGCGCCACUGGAGCAGGGGGUGGUGCUGGCCUUCAAGCAGCUCUACAAGCGGGAGCUGCUGCGCUUGGCUGUCUCCUGUGCUGCUGGUGGCUCGGGUGGGCCCAUGGACUUCGUGAGGUCUUUCCUCCUCAAGGACAUGUUGUACUUGGCCGGGCUCUCCUGGGAUCUCAUCCCUCCUGGCUCCAUUGAGAAGUGCUGGUUGCUGGGGCUCCGCGCUGCCUUUGAGCCCCAGCCUGGAGAGGAAGGGCGUGGAGACCCCUCACAUGGGGAGGACGGUGGUGGGGACAGCAAAGUCUUUAGUGACUUGACCCAUCUGGCUGCAUUGGCCUACAAGCGUUUGGCUCCUGAGGAGGUGGCUGACUGGUUGCACUUGGAUGAUGCAGCCCCGGGUACGGAGGAGGACAAUGGGGAAGAGGACGCUGAGGAGGAAGGUCCUGGGGGUUAUGGGGAAGAGGAGGAUGAGGAUGAGGAGGCAGCUGAUGGAGGUGGCAGAAGGGGUGGCAAAGGAGGAGACACCUUGUUGCCCACAGCUCGAGAAGCCAUCAAAGGCCUGGAGACGGCACUGCGCUGGCUGGAGGGUCAGGACCCCCGACAAGUGGGGCCACUGAAGCUGGUGCAGCUCCGUUCCCUCAUCAGUAUGGUCCAGCGACUCCACCAUGGCAGCAGCCCCGAUUCCUAAGGCAGGGUGAGCCAGGACUUCUUGGCUACCAACCACCACCCCACUUGGGGCAGGGGGGACAACGGGGCUGGGGACACCCUGGUUGUCCCAGGGUGGACCUACCAGCGCUCCUCACCCGUCCAUCAUGGGGCCCAGGAGGUCUGAUUGCCCCUGGGCUACCACAGCUAAGGGUGGGGGAUACAAUUUAGGGCUGAUGGGUGGGUUGUGCAACAACUCCUCCGUGUGUUGUGUCUUUGAGGGUUAUUCCUCACUAAAGAACAUUGAGGAGGUGCUCUGGGACUAAGCAGUGGUGGCCCCCUGGUCAGUGGCACUACUAAAAGGGGGUGGAUGUCCCCAGCACUGCCCAGUCUUCCCAGUUCCAUGGGGAGAAGGGGUGAAGGAGGAAUGUGAGGAGCCAGGAUGAUGGGGGAUGUUGCACUAAGUAAUUGCCUGUAUCUUGGCUGAGGUGGGCACAUCCAGAUGGACAGGGACCACUCCUGGGGUGCUGGAAGGCCAAUGUUCUGAUCUGGAAGAGGCAGGUGAUGCUCUUCCCACUGCCAGAACAGAGUGCUGUUAAGCUGGGGUGGUUUGGGGCUGGUUUGAGACAACUUUCUUCAUGCACUGCAUUGGGGAUAAGGACACUUGAGUAGUACCUGAGAAGCUGCGGUUUCCCAGAGAAGGUCACCUCCAUCAUUCCCAUCCCAGCCCGGGAGCACCACAAAGACCUGCUGAAACAUCACCAGAGCAUCCUCAUGAAGCUGAAAGCUCUGGGGAUGCAGGCUCAGGUGCCUCAUCACUGGGUUUGUGGGGUGGUUGAGGCUGAAAGAGACAUCUCAUGGUACAAGGGAGAUGUUCCUCAUGAGUUGAGGUGGGAGCAGGGGGAUUCCCAGCAUUGCCUUGACAUACUGGAGGCAUCAGAUGUGAAUUUAGCAGCUCUUGAUCUAAUUUAGGUGAAUUUGGGGCCUGCUCAGCCUAAUUAUUGACAGGAGGAAUGCAACCACCCAUAACCCAUCAGUGCUGCCAUGCCCUGUGGCAGCAGUGGGGUGGGUGCUUCUGCUUGUUGGGUCUUUGUCUCAGAACUUGAGAGAUUAUGACAAUUAAAUGGAUUUUUAUUCCCA